Molecule: messenger RNA, 2980 nt
Organism: Neoarius graeffei (lesser salmon catfish)
Lineage: Eukaryota; Metazoa; Chordata; Actinopteri; Siluriformes; Ariidae
Product: very low-density lipoprotein receptor-like
Exons: 12
Coding region: 29-1522 (497 amino acids)
Molecular function (GO): calcium ion binding; protein binding
Source: RefSeq, a predicted model, not a curated record
CGCUGAGGAGAGGUCGGUGGAUGAAAGCAUGGAGCGCUUUUACACUCUUCUGCUGCUGGCGGGGUUACUGUUUGCAAAAUCAGCAAAUGGUGCGGAGUCGGUGCAGAACCAGGAGCGGACGUGUCUCAGCUCUGAGUUCAGGUGCUCUGAUGGGGGCUGUGUGGAUCACUCGUGGUGGUGUGAUCACUCUGAGGACUGUGAAGACGGCAGUGACGAGAAGAACUGCGAGGUGAACGAGUGUGAGGUGAAUAAUGGCGGCUGUUCUCAUCAUUGUGUGGAUCAGCCUUAUGGGUUCGUGUGUGACUGUCCAUCUGGCAUGAGACUGAUGCAGGACACAUGGUGUGAAGAGGUGGACCCGUGUCUGGAUGAGGAUGUGUGUGAUCAGGGGUGUGUUCAUUCAAACAGCUCAUUUACCUGCGAGUGUCGUCAUGGUUACGUGAAGAGCUCGGAGAGUGGGCGGUGCUUGGCUGCAGACAAUGCAGCAGCAGUGAUCUUCAGCAGCGGUGAUGGAAUCAUGUGGAUGAAGCCUGAUGGCUCUGAGCAGAAAAAGCUCACCAGCAGCACAGGAACUUCAGGAGCUUUAACUUCUCACACUGCUGAGAACACAGUGUACUGGGCCCACGCUGAACACACACACAUCUACAGGCUGGUUCUGGAUGCUGGAGGUCAGGAACCCUCAGUGAGGUUCUCAGAAGUCAGUGGGGUUGUGGGAUUGGCUGUGGACUGGAUUAAUGAGGUUCUGUACUGGAGCAGUAACACUACUCGUGCUGUACACGCUGCAGCACUGAACGGAACCGAACAUGCUCCGCUCAUUUUGGGUCUGUCCUCCCCCACCGCCGUUGCCGUCCAGCCGUUAGCAGGUUUCCUGUUCUGGGCCGACACGGGAGUUUCUCCCAGAAUCGAGCGCUCGGGUCUGAACGGACAGAACCGGAAACCGCUCGUCACCUCUGCCCUGAGGAACCCCGUCUCCAUCGCUCUGGAUAUCCCCCGUGGGCUGCUGUACUGGGCCGACGCCCACCUGAACACCGUGUCCAGGGUGACGUAUGACGGCCUGCACAGAAAGACGGUGAUCGAAUCGAACGGAUAUCUGGACCAACCGUUUGGACUGGCCCUGUUUGAGAGUGGUGUGUACUGGAGUGAUAGACUUACAGGUGUGAUCUGUCGUGCUGAUAAACACAACGGAAAACUGCUCCAAAUCACCCGAGUCUCUGGAGCGAGUUCCCCAGGCGGAUUACUCCUCCUCCACCCGCUCCUGCAGCCUACAGUUUCAGAUAUGACAUCGUUUCCAGCUGAGCCUUCCUCCAACGACUCGGACUCCGCCCUCGCCCAAAUCCUCUCUCUGAUUGUUCUCCCCUGCGUUCUUUUCGCUGCUCUGUUCGGAUGCUGGAGGACUGGAAUGUUCUCGUCAUCUCUCUCUCAGUUCUCUAGAAAACCCAUGAUGGAGUCACAGAAUCCACUCCUACCGUCAGGACACACCGAGGCUCAAGCAGAGAAACUCAACGUGCCCGCUGUAGCUGUGUGAACCAGGAAGCGACCUCAGUAGAGACAGGAAGAGAGACACCAAGAUGCGUAUAUGAGCGAGCAAGAGAGAACGAAUGAAAAAUCACACCCCUCUUAUUCCAAAUGUGAAGUAAAAUGAUCUGAAUUUAUUGAUUUAUUUAUUUCUGGCUUUACUGUCGUCAUGAUCUGUUAAAUUUAAAAAGCAGAGAUUUUUUUUCUGAAUCGUUCUCAGAUGUGGCCCAUCGUGGCUCCUUGAAUAUUCCGGUUUAAUUUAUUCUCCAUGUCUGGGAUAUUCACACUUCUGUAUCGCUCCUAAUUCACCCGAAUCCCGAUUCGCUCUGUAAACGGUUCUGCAGCUGAAUUAUUUUUAUUUUGUGACCAUAUUUAAAUCUGAGUAAAUUAAAAAUGAAGCUUGAAAUUUGUCUGACCUUUUGUAAGAAACUGUACGCUUUAAAUUGUUUAAUGUGCACCUCACUUCGUUUCUAGAGGGACUACAUUCUGUAACUGACUCUUAUGAAUCUUCUGUAAUUGAUUCUUUGCUGACGAAACGAUCCACGUGGUUUAUUGUGACCUGUUAAAACCAGCUCAUGGCUGUUGGGCCUUAUGCUAAUGAGUCAUCUGCAUAUGCAAAUCAGCCUGAUUUAUAAUUGUUCACUGAAUCACUCGGACCUUCAGUUAUUUUCUUUUUAUUGUUUGAGUCUGAAUUUUAUUUAUUUUUUUAUUUUAAAUAAAUUGUAAAUGGAAUUGGACGCAGAUGGUCCCGAGGUGAUCUGAACAGCUUGAUUCAUUUUUGUAAUCAGUUCUUGUGUGUUGGAAACUGAGUGGUGUUUCAUGAAUGAAUCAUUUUCAAAUGACUCUGAAUGCCUAAGGUUUUUUUUUUGUUGUUGUUAAAAUAGAUAUGGGAUGAAUUGAUCUUGAUGAAUUUCCAGUGAUUGUUUUUUGUUGACGCUUUGUUUUUGAGUGUGUAGUGUGAAUAUGAAUCUGAUUGAUUUUGUGCCUUCUUACUGAAUCGACUCCUUAGCUAAUGAUCCAUCAGGAUUUAUUUGACUCGGAUUCAGUGAUUCCUUUAUGAAUCAGUGCAGUGUUCAUGAUGUUACAGGAUUUGCAUGAUGUAACUGUGUUGCUGAGGAAAUGAGACAAACUGUGAGCCUGCUAUCAGUUAUUCAGCUCUUUUAGUUUCCAGGCUGUCUUUAUUAGAAAUGCUUGUGGUUUGAUUAUGAUGUUGGUUUAAAGGGCCGGUCUGUGUGUUACGGAUUACUGAUUAAACUGCUGUUUAAAACCCUAUUCUGUUCCUUCGGGGGUUUGAGUGUGUGCACAGGGUUAAUGAGUGACCACAAUACUGGCUGUGAAUGUUAGGGGUUUUUUUUGGAACAAUGCUGUAGUUUUAUUUAUUAGUUGAGAGAUUUAAUAUUUAUAUUAUUUUGUUCCUGCAGCUCAAAUAAAAAUAAUGUGGCUGGUUCAAAAGCCAAAAAGUGGAAAA